AUGUCAGUCAAGAAGUUCAUCCAGCUGGAGAAGUUUCGCUUCAACGAUUCAGCAUUAGUUGUCUGCUUGAGUGGUGCCUACGAAAAGCAGCCACACUUUAAAAAACACUACACCAAACCACCACGGGUCACCAGUCAGCUGUGCGCUCACCCGCUGAUGGUGCUUCGUGUGCAGGACAACUAUGGAAAGGACGAGGAGCCAGCUAUAGAGGCUGUGAAGUCUGUGUAUCGAGACAUGAAAUUGGAGCAGCUAUUUGAGGAAUAUGAGCAGCAGAGCUAUGAGAAGCUGUCCUCGCUGAUCAGCGAACAAACCUUGCUUCCUAGUGAAGUGUUCACAGGGCUGCUCAACAAGAUCUACAAGCGGAAAAAGUAG
Molecule: messenger RNA, 372 nt
Organism: Ostreobium quekettii
Lineage: Eukaryota; Viridiplantae; Chlorophyta; Ulvophyceae; Bryopsidales; Ostreobiaceae
Source: the annotation of a GenBank genome assembly